Messenger RNA from Pteronotus mesoamericanus, 2963 nucleotides. It is a transcript of the gene ITIH4, whose product is annotated as inter-alpha-trypsin inhibitor heavy chain 4. Gene Ontology annotation, biological process: hyaluronan metabolic process. Gene Ontology annotation, molecular function: serine-type endopeptidase inhibitor activity. The record is from RefSeq and is a predicted model, not a curated record. Bases 69 to 2819 code for a protein of 916 amino acids. NCBI's taxonomy places the organism in Eukaryota, Metazoa, Chordata, Mammalia, Chiroptera, Mormoopidae. The transcript has 23 exons.
GCAAGCAAGUUACUAAUUCAUUCCCCACUUUCAAGUUCAGAAGCAGCCUGCCAGGCACUGGAGUCAGAAUGAAGACCCCAGCCUCUGCCCACGCCUGUGGCAUUGUGUUGGUCCUGCUCUCACUGCUGGCUGUCCUCCAGACCACCUCUGCCCGACAGAAUGGCAUCGACAUCUACAGCCUCACCGUGGACUCCAAGGUCUCAUCCCGAUUUGCCCACACAGUCGUCACCAGCAGGGUGGUCAACAAAGCUGAUACUAUGCAGGAGGCCACCUUCCAGAUGGAGCUGCCCAAGAAAGCCUUCAUCACCAACUUCUCUAUGAUCAUCGACGGUGUGACCUACCCAGGGAACAUCAAGGAGAAGGAUGCAGCCCAGAAGCAGUACAGUGAGGCUGUGGCCAGGGGACAGAGCGCUGGCCUCGUCAAGGCCACCGGGAGAAAGAUGGAACAGUUCCAGGUAUCUGUCAGUGUGGCUCCUGCUGCCAAGGUCACCUUUGAGCUGGUGUAUGAGGAGGUGCUCAAGCGGCAGCUGGGAGUGUACGAGCUGCUGCUAAAAGUCCGGCCCCAGCAGCUGGUCAAACACCUGCAGAUGGACAUUCACAUCUUCGAGCCUCAGGGGAUCAGCUUUCUGGAGACAGAGAGCACCUUCAUGACCAAAGAACUGGCAAACGCUCUCACCACCUCACAGAACCAGACCAAGGCUCACAUCCGAUUCAAGCCGACACUGUCUCAGCAACAGAAGUCUUCAGAGCAACAGGACACAGUCGUGGAUGGCGACUUCAUUGUCCGCUACGAUGUGAACCGGACCCUCUCUGGAGGCUCCAUUCAGAUCGAGAAUGGCUACUUUGUGCACUACUUUGCCCCUGAAGGCCUGCCCACAAUACCCAAGAAUGUGAUCUUUGUGAUUGACAAGAGUGGCUCCAUGAUGGGCCGGAAAAUCCAACAGACCCGGGAAGCCCUAAUUAAGAUCCUAGAUGACCUCAGCCCCAAAGACCAGUUCAACUUCAUCAGCUUCAGCGGGGAAGCAACCCAGUGGAAGCCAUUGCUGGUGCGAGCUUCGGCCGAGAAUGUGAAUGUGGCCAGGGGCUACGCUGCCAGCAUCCAAGCCCAGGGAGGGACCAAUAUCAAUGAUGCGAUGCUGAUGGCUGUGCAGCUGCUGAAGAAAGCCAACCAAGAGGAGCUGCUGCCCCCGGGGAGCAUCUCCCUCAUCAUCCUCCUCACCGAUGGCGACCCCACCGUGGGAGAGACUGACCCCACAAAGAUCCAGAGGAACGUGAAGGAUGCCAUAGACGGCCAGUACAGCCUCUUCUGCCUGGGCUUCGGCUUCGAUGUCAGCUACAACUUCCUGGAGAAGCUGGCACUGGACAACGGCGGCCUGGCUCGGCGCAUCUACGAGGACUCGGACGCUGCCCUGCAGCUGCAGGACUUCUACCAGGAGGUGGCCAGCCCACUGAUGACAGCAGUGACCUUCGAGUACCCAAGCAACUCUGUGAAGGAGGUCACGCAGAACUCAUUCCGGCUGCUCUUCAAGGGCUCUGAGAUGGUGGUGGCUGGAAAGCUCCAGGACCAGAGCUCUGAUGUGCUCUCAGCCAAAGUCAACGGGCAGCUGAGCAGGGAGAACAUCACCUUCCAAACGGAGUCCAGGGUGGCAGAGCAGGAGGAGGAGUUCCGGAGCCCCAAGUAUAUCUUCCACGGCUUCAUGGAGAGACUCUGGGCAUACCUGACCAUCCAGCAACUCCUAGAGAAAAUGGUUUCCGCACCAGACGCUGAGAAGCAGGCUCUCAAGACCCAAGCUCUGGGCUUGUCGCUCAACUACAGCUUUGUUACCCCCCUCACAUCCAUGGUGGUCACCAAACCUGAAGGCCAAGAACAGUCCCAAGUUGCUGAGAAGCCUCUGGAAAAUGAAAACAGUCACAGGAUAGCUCACUCAGGUCAUGCUCUCUUUGGACUUGAUUCCGCAGGAGCCAGAGGGCCCAGAAUACUAGCUGGAGCUUCUGGGAGGUUACCUGGCUUGCCGAGACCGGGACAACCUGGACCUCUUCAAGCUUAUCAUCGUUCCCUUUACCCACCCUAUGGUAUUGGCUCGGGUAAAAGGCUAGCAGCUGCUCCUGGGCUAAUGCAUUUCCUUUCAGAUCCCCUUGUCGGGAAUGAUUAUGACAUGGAUAUCAGUAGCAGAGAAGCAAGCACAAGAGCCUCAUUACCGGCCCCCAUCCAGGCUCCCGCCGUCAUCCUGCCACUGCCGGGGCAGAGCGCGGACCAGCUCUGUGUGGACAUCAAGCACUCUCAGGGGCCGCUGAACCUGCUCUCAGACCCUGACCAAGGGCUUGAGGUGACUGGCCAUUAUGAGAAGGAGAAGGCCCAGUUCUCAUGGAUCAAGGUAACCUUCCAGAAGCCCCAGCUGCAGGUCCAUGUGUCCCGUACGCAAGUAGUAGUCACUCGGGACCGAAGAAACUCGGCGUACAAGUGGAAGGAAACGCUGUUCUCGGUGAUGCCUGGCCUCAAGAUGACCAUGAACGAGGCGGGACUCCUGCUGCUCAGCAGCCCAGACAAAGUGACCAUCGGCCUGCUGUACUGGGACGGCCCUGGGCAGGGUGUCCGGCUGCUUCUGCAGGACACCGACCGCUUCUCCAGCCAUGUUGGUGGGACCCUUGGCCAAUUUUACCAGGAUGUGCUCUGGGGACCUUCGGCGGCAGCAGCAGAUGACAGCAAGAAAACACUGAAGGUUCAAGGGCAUGAUUACCCUGCGACCAGAGAGCUCAAGCUGGAUUACCAAGAAGGGGCCCCAGGGACAGAGUUUUCCUGCUGGUCUGUGGAACUAUAGUCCUGAUGGGACCAACCCACCCUGAUGCCACGCCACUGCGUGCAGACGGCUGCCAUCCUGUGACCAUCGGGCCACCUGCGGGGCCUGAACCAUGAUGGGGAGGGGAGUUCCACUUGUUACAAAUAAAGAAAGGUGGUGUAAGCC